GGUACAGACGGGACGCGUACUUAGCUCGGCUUUUAUCACUUUUGUGUCUUUCGCCCCUCACUUUUCUCCAUCCCACAGAUUACGGACGGAUAGACACCGUACUGGAUAUUAAACAAUUCCCCGCGGUGGUAUCGAUAUUUAUUUUAGUAGAGCUGGAUCAUAACGGAACAUUUAUUUCGGAUAUUUAUUGAAUAAUUUUUUCUAGUUCUAUCUUCAAUUAAUAAACAGUGUUGUUUGCCAACUAGGUUAAUUUGCUAAAAAAAACAAAGAAAAGAAGGAACAUAUCGGAAUCAAUUUAAAUUGCAAAAAAUAUUUCUGCUUCAGAAUUCAGGUGGACAGUGCUCCUAAGUAUAUUUAUCAAAAUAUACAGUUUGUUUAAAAGGAAGACAUUUUUAGACUGAUUUUUCAUGCACGGAAGUAAGUGAAUUUCAAGCCACCGCAUUUGCUCAAAUUUAUCCAAUAUUUUCUAUGAGAAAUAGAAACCUGCCAAAAGUGCCUGGACAUUGCUCAAAUUACUAUAAUAUUUAUUUGUGAGCUUUUAAUCAUCGAACUUUGAAGCUUUUGUUGAACUUAUUUAUUAAUAUAAAAAAACUUGUUUCUAAGUGCUGCACUAGCAAUGUGUUUUGCAUCUUAAGCUCAUAAAUAGGACUUUCUCAUUAGGACAUGACUUCCCUUACUCUUCUCGGGGGUCCAUUGGACCCCAGCCAUAUGAGCAUGGGCUCUACCCCAACAACCACCUACCUCUUGACCACUACAUCUCAAACUACAACGACAGCAUCUACGACAAACUCUUCUCAGCGCACAACGACAGCGACAGCCAAAAUAGCCCCCAAAAGACUCCAAUCAACCUCCAAGAGGCGUUCUCAUGCUGCGGCCGCCCCUGCAGUGGCGCGGCGAAAUGAACGCGAACGCAACCGCGUGCGUCAAGUUAACCUGGGGUUCGCUACCCUUCGGCAACACGUGCCCAAUGGAGCCAAGAGCAAGAAGAUGAGCAAGGUAGAAACAUUGCGGUCAGCAGUCCAAUACAUUAAGCAGUUGCAACGGUUGUUGAACGAUGAGGAAGGAACGCUGGAUGACGAAAAUAGUGCGCCCUCAUCUUAUGAAGAACAGUUCCACGGGGCAUACGGAGAAGGACUUUUGCAGCUGGGCGGAUCGCCGGACCCUUCGCUGGGCAGUGAUGCUAGCUCGCCGUACGACAGCCUCAGCCCGGAAGAUGAAGAGCUGUUAGAUUUUACGACGUGGCUCUCCUAACAAAUAUCUUCUAACCAAUGACUCCCAUCCUGCCAAACGAAAGAAGCUCACCCAUGCAUUGGUUUCCUUGCUGUAUGGAAGCUAAAGAAACCGCAAAUGGAUCAUCCGAGUCGAUUCCAGUAUAAGAAAAAAGAAGACAUAAAAAGAAAUUGGAAUAAUUAAAAGCAUGGUUGUCUGCUCUCUAUGUGCUUUUUUUUUUUUUUUUUUUUUUUUUUUUUGCAAAACGAACUCUAGGAAACCUGUCUUCUGCAAAACUGUAAGAGUCCAACCAUGAUUGUAGGCCCGGAUCUUCGGACCAAGGCCUGCGAUGACCAUCCAUGCACAAAACUCUUCGAAUCCCCUCAAAAACUAUUCUUUUUUCCACUGUGCCGGCGGCCAUGUUCGACGUGGUCGGACUUCCGGUCUUCAGGCGGAAGUUCGUGCAACUUCCAUUCCACAUCGAAGGAUUUCCUGAACGGACCACAAAGAACAAAAAAAAAAAAAAAAAAAAAAAAGGAGAAGGGAAUAGUUCUUCAGAUCCCUUUUUUUCUUCCGAUUCGAUUCUCGCUCCUUCCCGCUUUGUGCCAAGAGAGGAAAGAAAUCGAAAAGAUCAGUCAAGAAAAAUUAACUCGAUCAGCAGUGAUUCUUAGUAUUUUUUUUUUAGUAGUGGGAUUGUCCCGGUUUUCACCAAUGAUAGAGUCAUGUAAGAGAACUCUUUUUACGCGGACGCACAGUGUGUUCCAGUUUUAAAAAAUGAGCUUAAUUUUUUUUUCAGAUUUUUUUUUUUUUUUUUUUUACUUAUUAUUAUCCAUACUCACAGUUGAAUGUGUGGACUAUAUUGCUCACUUUUUCUUAUAAAUGUUCCCUUGUCCGAAUAUGUUAAAUGUUACAGUCAAGCCUAUCAGUGCCUAUAAAUAAUCAUGGAAAUUCAUUCAAUUUGUAGCAAUGUCUAAUGUUUGUUUUGAUUUUUUUUU
Molecule: messenger RNA, 2204 nt
Organism: Argiope bruennichi
Lineage: Eukaryota; Metazoa; Arthropoda; Arachnida; Araneae; Araneidae
Product: achaete-scute homolog 1-like
Exons: 2
Coding region: 664-1251 (195 amino acids)
Biological process (GO): developmental process; regulation of transcription by RNA polymerase II
Molecular function (GO): DNA-binding transcription factor activity, RNA polymerase II-specific; RNA polymerase II transcription regulatory region sequence-specific DNA binding; protein dimerization activity
Source: RefSeq, a predicted model, not a curated record